CUCUUUGGUUGCGAGAGCAUCACAGAUGGGUGUCAAUAAGAAGACGCAGAGAACCCUGACUCUGUCACGGACGACAAACUUGUCUGCUGCUCCAUUCCACUUUUCCGGAUCGACGGAUAUCGACAAUUUGGAAGGCCCCGUGCCCGACGUAGACAUAACCUUAUCGAAAAAUGAAUGCUCCCAUCACCGCCCCUCGUCCGGGUGUCAAGCAUCCAGCCACUGCGGCCAUUGCCAAGGAGGCGAAACACUACAUCGCCCAUCGACCUCCUUAUCCGGAGUCCAUGUGGGAACUCUGGACCAACUACCACAAAGGCCCCCUCACAAGCGCCCACGACAUUGGCGCUGGCAGCGGCAACGGCGCCGAGGGCCUGUUGACGCACACAUCCCCCCCUUUGAAGCAUGUUGUCCUGACGGAGCCGCAAGAGGUCAACAUCAAGGACUGCGUUGCCCGCUUCCACAACCGCUUCCCUAACACAAGCUUCGCGUACCGCAACUGCCGCGGGGAAGACCCCUGGAGCCCUCCCGCAGGUCUGGACCAUGUCGACUUCGUCAUGGCCUGCGAGUCGCUCCACUGGACCACCCUGGAGCCGACCCUUGACAACAUUGCCAACAGCCUGAGGGAGGACGGGACCUUUGCGGCGGUCCUUUACGGGCCCUUCCCCGCCAUCACCAACAGCGCACCCGCCAACGCGGCGUUCAAAGCCUUCCUCGCGGACCACGCGGCUCGGCUACUGAGGCAAGAUUGGAUGAAUGAGAACUGGAAGCGCGCGGCCCGUCAGAUGUUUCACGGCAUGGAGUGCGUGGCCCUGCGCGACGAGGUGUGGAAGGACGUGAAGCGCAUCGCGGUCAACUGUCGCAACGGGUGGUACGCAAAGGACUACGAGCCGCUCGAGGGGACCGCGGACCCGGUCGGCCACCUGGGCACGUGUGAGCGCAUAGCCGUCGACGACAGCAAGGACUGGCAGAUCUCGGCCUCGGUGGAGUGGCUGAAGCAGUCUCUCGAGUCGAUGCGCUUUGGCUUCUCGGAGGAAUCGUGGGCGUCGUCACACUGGCAGGCCAUCGAGCACGAGAUGGGCGACGGCGCUUUGGAACUCGAGUGGCAAGUCCAAAUGAUUUUGGCCCGAAGACGGGGUCAGGAUGGUUCCUAGGCGCAGUCCGCAUGGUUCCUAUGCGCAGUUGUGUCCAGCUACUGGGGGGGGAGGGUUCGCCCGUCCGUUUGGUGUUGAAGUGAGGAGGCAUCCUCCGCAGGUUUCGUCAACACAGUUACACCUACCCACUUACUUGGUGCUCUCGGUAACCAAAUCCAAAUCCUAUUCUGGGUGCUUGAGUCUCUGUCGAAACUGAUGUUAUACACAUCUCACAAGUACAUCUUGUGCCAUAGGUGCAACACACAGUCAGUAGGGAAGGAAAUUGGGCCGUCCGUCAGGAGUAAUCCGCACCUUUCGGCCCUGUGAACUUGAGAAACCGUAACGUUAGAAACUGUUGGUUC
This is a messenger RNA of Colletotrichum destructivum, 1489 nucleotides long. RefSeq names its product Putative methyltransferase type 11, S-adenosyl-L-methionine-dependent methyltransferase superfamily. The transcript has a single exon. Bases 171 to 1148 code for a protein of 325 amino acids. Lineage: Eukaryota; Fungi; Ascomycota; Sordariomycetes; Glomerellales; Glomerellaceae. The record is from RefSeq and is a predicted model, not a curated record. Gene Ontology annotation, molecular function: S-adenosylmethionine-dependent methyltransferase activity.